Molecule: messenger RNA, 1193 nt
Organism: Melanaphis sacchari
Lineage: Eukaryota; Metazoa; Arthropoda; Insecta; Hemiptera; Aphididae
Product: mesoderm induction early response protein 1-like
Exons: 3
Coding region: 226-972 (248 amino acids)
Biological process (GO): negative regulation of transcription by RNA polymerase II
Cellular component (GO): nucleoplasm
Molecular function (GO): histone deacetylase binding; transcription corepressor activity
Source: RefSeq, a predicted model, not a curated record
UUGGUUAUGAUAACAUGAUAUGUUUUGUAAAAAAAAAAGUAUUUGAAAAAAAAAAUUGGUAAAGGGGUCUGUGAUUUCUAAAAGUCUGAUCAAAGAUUUGUGAUCUAUAAAAGGUUAAGAACCGCUAGUAUAUUACGUAAAUAAAUAUUUUUUUUUAAAUAAUGUAGUGUAUAAUUUUUUUAAACAAUCUCAGCAUAAAUUUUGUUUGAUAUAUACGUUAAAAUAAUGUCCAAGCGAGUAACAAACGAUCGCCCUGAUUAUUCUGAUCCUACUGAUGAUAGCGAUGGUAGUGAUUUUGAUGAAGUGAAGAAAAAGACUAUAAUGGUAGGUAGCGAUUAUCAAGCACAAAUUCCUGAUGGAUUGUCCAAGUAUGGAGAUGAUCCACCGUACCAAAAUGUUGAUAAACUUCUUUGGGACCCUCAUAAUACAACUGAUGCAGUUAUUGCUGACUAUCUUCAUCAUAUUCAUCAAAUUUCUCAUGGUAUAAGUAUAUUACCUAAAGGCAAGCAUGUACGAGAUGAUGAAAAUGCGUUAUUUUUACUUUUGCAAUGUGGAUUUAACACUGAAGAAGCAUUACGUCGAGUUUCAUUAAAUGAUCAAAUGUUUGGUCGAAGAGCCAUGAUGGUUUGGUCAGAAGAAGAAUGCAAAAAUUUUGAAAAUGGCAUCCGUUGCUUUAAUAAAAACUUUUAUUUGAUUCAACAGCAUAGAGUGACUACAAGGACAGUUGGUGAACUUGUUCAUUUUUAUUAUUUAUGGAAAAAAACAGAAAGGCACGAUGUAUUUGCUAGUAAAGAACGAUUAGAAAAGAAAAAAUAUGCUCUUCAACCAGGUAUUACAUUUUAUGAAGACGGUGAAAAUUCCGUACUAAAUCAAAAGACAAGUCAAGUUGGUAAUUGUUUAAUUUACUGUGAUCCAAAACGAUUACAACGAAUGGAAACAUCGGGUGUACAUGUCACUCUAGUGGAUAACUAAAGGGUUAUUUAAUGUGAGGAUGUACUACAUUUCUAUCAAGUAUUAUUAAUAUUUUAAUUUCCAAAUUAUUAUGUAAUAUUUAAAGUUAACACACCAUAUUUUAUUUUGAAUAAAAUUUCUGUAUCAUAUACAUCUUAGUAAUUAGCAUAUUAAAGGCAAUUUCAAGCAAAAUUAAAUACCUAACAGGGUAAAUCCAACAUAGUUUAAUUAUUAUUUAUUAA